Cicer arietinum (chickpea) is the source of this 1632-nucleotide messenger RNA. RefSeq names its product lysine histidine transporter 1-like. The record is from RefSeq and is a predicted model, not a curated record. NCBI's taxonomy places the organism in Eukaryota, Viridiplantae, Streptophyta, Magnoliopsida, Fabales, Fabaceae.
AUAUUCUUUUGUACAAUUUAUUUUUUCUUCUUUUGUAGCUAUGGGAAGUUUGGGAACUCAAUCACCAAAUGCUUUCAAUACUAGUCCUCAUCAACAACCUAUUGAAGAAAAAUCAGAGAGGGAGAAGAAAAUUGAAGAGUGGCUACCAAUUAAUGCUGAUAGGAGUGCAAAAUGGUGGUACUCUACUUUCCAUAAUGUCACUGCAAUGGUUGGAGCUGGUGUUCUUGGUCUCCCCUAUUCUUUAGCAGAUCUUGGAUGGGGUCCAGGUGUAACCAUACUUAUCCUUUCAUGGAUCAUAACAUUAUAUACACUUUGGCAAAUGGUUGAGAUGCAUGAAAUGGUUCCAGGAAAACGUUUUGAUAGGUAUCAUGAAUUGGGACAACAUGCAUUUGGUAAAAAACUAGGUCUUUAUAUUGUGGUGCCUCAACAACUUGUGGUAGAAAUUGGUGUCAACAUUGUCUAUAUGGUAACGGGGGGUGCUUCAUUGCAAAAGUUCCAUAAUACAGUGUGUCCAAGUUGCAAACAUGUCAAAUUGAGCUUUUUCAUUAUGAUAUUUGCUUCAUCUCAAUUUGUAUUGUCUCAUCUACCAAACUUCAACUCCAUUUCUGGUGUAUCUUUGGUUGCUGCAGUCAUGUCAUUUUGUUACUCUACAAUUGGUUGGACAGCUAGUGUACAUAAGGGGGUUCAAAAUGGUGUACAAUAUAGUAACAAGGCACACACUACAACAGGGACACUCUUUAAUUUCUUUAAUGCACUUGGUUCUGUUGCUUUUGCAUAUGCUGGACACAAUGUGGUACUUGAAAUCCAAGCAACAAUUCCAUCUACACCUCAAAAACCAUCCAAGAUUCCUAUGUGGAGAGGUGUUGUUGUUGCAUACAUUGUUGUUGCUUUGUGCUAUUUUCCUGUUGCUAUUAUUGGUUACUUAGUGUUUGGCAAUGAGGUUAAGGAUAACAUUCUCAUCUCUUUGGAGAAACCAGCUUGGCUUAUUGCAAUGGCUAAUUUCUUUGUUGUUCUUCAUGUGAUUGGAAGCUAUCAGAUUUAUGCAAUGCCAGUGUUUGACAUGAUUGAAGGUGUAUUGGUGAAGAAUUUGAAUUUCAAUCCAAGUAAAAUUCUUCGUUUUGUUGUGCGUAAUGUUUAUGUUGCAUUUACAAUGUUCAUUGCUAUUUCCUUCCCAUUUUUCGGUGGUCUAUUAGGAUUUUUUGGAGGAUUUGCUUUUGCUCCAACAACAUACUUUCUUCCAUGUAUCAUGUGGCUUGCAAUCUACAAACCAAAGAGAUUUGGUUUGUCUUGGUGCACUAAUUGGAUAUGUAUUGUGCUCGGGUUAUGUAUAAUGAUUUUAUCACCUAUUGGAGCAUUGAGAAACAUUAUACUAGAAGCCAAGACCUACAAGUUUUACUCUUAAGCUAAUUGUCUAUUUGAAUUGAAUCAUAGUAUGUUUGGAUUCAAAUGAGAUUAGUCCAUUCAUGGUGAAAAAUCAAGAAUUUGAAAUAAUUACAUGCGAACUUUUUAUAAAAUUAUAGUACCACCCUAAUUUUUGUAAAAAAAAAUCCAAACAUACACUCAAUUCUUGAAAGGUAUCAUAAAGAUAAGAAAAUUAUUACUUUGCCAUUGUAACAAUGUAUCACUUUUCUC